AUGGGAGACAGGUACGCGGCGCUGCACCGGGGGCAGAUACACCUGGACUACAUCCAGACUAACAGCACAACUCACAGCUUCCUUUUUGGAGCCCUUGCUGAAUUACUUGACAAUGCAAGAGAUGCAGGGGCUACAAGACUUGAUGUGUUUUCAGUGGAUAAUGAAAAACUGCAGGGUGGAUUUAUGUUGUGCUUCUUGGAUGAUGGAUACGGAAUGAGUCCUGAGGAAUCUUCAGAUGUCAUUUUCUUUGGGAUGUCUCGGAAACGGAUAGCUGCCUCAAGGUUCAUUGGACAUUAUGGCAAUGGUCUUAAAAGUGGAUCCAUGAGGAUAGGGAAAGACUUCAUUCUUUUUACCAAGAAGGAAGAAACAAUGACCUGCAUUUUUCUAUCUCAGACUUUUUGUGAAAGUGAAGGUCUCAGCGAGCCUUUCAGCACUAACGCCAUGCCAAAGCCCAACUCUGGGUUACCUCAACAUCUCCCUUCUCUACGGGAAUUGUGGAAAUUGUGUAAUGGAGCUGGUCUCCCAGAACGAUGGUCAUUUAGAGCCUACACAUCUGUGUUGUAUUUUGACCCUCGGAUGAGGAUAUUCAUCCAGACCAAAAGAGUUCAGACGAAGCACCUGUCUUACUGCCUCUACAGACCCAGAAAGUAUCUCUAUGCCACAUCUUCUUUCAAAGGAGUAUCAAAAAAUGAAGUAAAAAAGGCAGAGGUGGCAGUAAAAAUUGCUGAACAAAUGGUAAGAGAAGCACGAUACAAAAUAAAAUCCGUCCGAACUGGUUUGCCUUCUGCCAAGGAUAUGUUAAAGAAAGCUUUGGAAGACUCAGAAUUGAAGCAGAAGACGCUUAAGGAGAAAGAAAAAGAACUGAAAAAACCGAAGAAGCUUUAUCUAAUCUUUGGAGUGAACAUAGAAAACAGAAGCCAAGAUGGAAUGUUCAUUUACAGUAAUUGCCGCCUGAUAAAAAUGCAUGAGAAAGUGGGGCCACAAUCAAAACCUGGGUCUCUGCUUGGUGCUGGUGUGGUUGGAAUUGUUAAUAUACCUUUGGAAGUGAUGGAACCAUCUCAUAAUAAACAAGGAUUCCUCGAUAUCAAAGAAUAUAACCACUUACUUAAAAUCAUGGGACUUUAUUUGGUCCAGUAUUGGAAGGACACCGGAUUCAGCAAUAAAAAUCCAAUUCUCUUCUGGAAUGAAUUUGGAUACCAGAGUAGCAAGUGGUUGGAGAAGCCUUUAAAUUCUGCUCGGUACAGAAGAAAACAAGCCAGGGAGAUCCCGUUCAUCAUUCAGUGUGAUCUUUGCCUUAAAUGGAGAGUUUUGCCUUCCUCUGAUGAUUAUAAAAAGAGAGAAAAUCUUAGCAAUUGGACCUGUUCUGAUAAUCCAAACCUCUUGGAAAACAGUUGUCAUAGGCCAGAACAACUUCCUUCUUUACCCCUGGGCACCAUGAAACAAGUAUCAUCAUCCUCAGAAAAUGAGAAAGAAAAACAACUCAGAGAUUCAGUGCAAAGAUAUCAGAAUAAAUUGGCAGAACAGCAAUCACAGAAUUCUUACUUUGUGCCAGCAAAUAAAACUACAGAGUUCCUCCCCAGCUCCCAAGCUUCAGCACCCAAGGAAUAUCCAAAAUCCAGGACAGUCGUGCCUCGAAGAGAUGCUCUAGAACGAGAUACCUGUUCAUCCUCAAUGGUUUGGACCAGCCAUUUGAGCCAGAAAAGAAGGUGGUCAAGGAUAGAUUCAACCUCAAGCCAUGUUUUUGAGGGUAAAAUUCCAGAAACAACUGUGACGGGAAAAGUGAGAGUGAAGCAACCAAGACAUGCAGAAAAUACCAAGAUCAAUGAAAGCUUCCAGGUAUCUUCUUGGGUAGCAAAAAGGGAGCCCCAUCAAGGUUUUGUGAAAGGCUCUAAAAUUAUCAUUGAUGAUGAAGAUAGUGACAGUGACCCUGAUUUAAUUAUGUUUGCAGAUGAAAAUGAUGCUGUCAUGACCCCAAAACGUGAAAAGGAGGAGCCCAUGCAGAACAAAGAUUUAGACUCUGCGGAAGGGAAACCAAAUCUUUGUGCUAAUAUUCGAGAAAUAAAACAGAACUCUUCACCACUUCUCUUGGAAAGUCUAUCAACAGGUGAUAGAAGUCUAUGCCCUGACAAGAAAGAAAAUGUUUUUAUGAAGGAAGGUGAUGUUGCUUUUCCUAUGAUAAAGCCUCCUCAAAGCACCUGUGUCAAGAAGACAGUAGAAAAAUUGAUGGCUCAAUUAAGAGAGAUUCUUCUUUAUUUCCACCCUCACUGUAAGCUCUCCAAGGACGUUGACUGCAAGUCUAUGGAGGAACUGAUGGCCAUGUGCGAGCUGGAGAAUUGCCCUGAGCAGCUAAACAAAAAACUACAAAUGUGCUGCGACCAGAUCUGGAGUGUUUACAUGGUCCAGUAUGAAAAGAAAGUAAGGAAGAAAAUGCAGUCCAUAACUCAGCAGGCAAACAAGACAGCAAUGAAUAAUGAAGCUCAUUUUAAACAAUGUGAAAAACAAAUAAAAAUUACUGAAAAUAAACUGAGAAGCCUCCGGGCAAAAGUGUCAACAUUGCUGAGUAACUGGAAUCUGAGUACUUCUGAUGACUUGGAGAACAUUGAUAGUUAUGUAGAAGCUUUGCUGAAUGAAGAAAAUCUUUUUCUACCCGAUACUUUAAAACUAGUAACAAGAAAGUCAGGACAGGGUCUCCCUUCCUGUGAAGAGUAAAAAAAAAUGUGCUUUCUAAAUUACCCCCUUUUCAAAAUUGUU
Gracilinanus agilis (Agile Gracile Mouse Opossum) is the source of this 2751-nucleotide messenger RNA. RefSeq names its product MORC family CW-type zinc finger 1 (gene MORC1). The transcript is spliced from 26 exons. Gene Ontology annotation, molecular function: zinc ion binding. The record is from RefSeq and is a predicted model, not a curated record. Lineage: Eukaryota; Metazoa; Chordata; Mammalia; Didelphimorphia; Didelphidae. The coding region runs from base 1 to 2709 and encodes 902 amino acids. Gene Ontology annotation, cellular component: nucleus.